Bacillus rossius redtenbacheri is the source of this 1741-nucleotide messenger RNA. RefSeq names its product neuropeptide F receptor-like. The record is from RefSeq and is a predicted model, not a curated record. Lineage: Eukaryota; Metazoa; Arthropoda; Insecta; Phasmatodea; Bacillidae. Gene Ontology annotation, biological process: G protein-coupled receptor signaling pathway. Bases 348 to 1661 code for a protein of 437 amino acids. The transcript has 4 exons. Gene Ontology annotation, cellular component: plasma membrane; neuron projection. Gene Ontology annotation, molecular function: neuropeptide binding; neuropeptide Y receptor activity.
UCAGCUGUUAUGUGUCGUGCUGCGCCGCCCUCAGCUACUUGGCGCCCUGGGCGGUUGCCUAGUUCGCCUGUAUGGACGCGCCGGCCCUGAUUGCUAGCUGCCUUUUUAGUGUUGUUUUUAGAUUAGAGGUAGUGUGUGCUAACAUAAUGAGUUCGUGCGGAGAAGAUAGUGAUUAUCUUGUAGUACAUUCUCCUAUUAAGAAAAAAUGUGCUCUCAAAAGUGAUAAAAAAAGUGUUCAGAAAUAUCGUCGCGAAUGGGAAAAAUUGGAUGACAUGAAACUGUGGGACCAGGCAAACAGGACAAGAAAUCAAGAAAUGAAGACUGCGUAGAAAUUUUGCGUAAAUAAGAUGUCCACGAUGGAGCCGGACCUCAUGCGGCAGCUGUACAACAUCUCGGACCUGAUGGGCAACCUCUCGUGGCUGUUCAACGCCAGCAGGAACAUCGACCCUGCGCUGCUGGACCAGGUGGCGCGCAACCGCAGCCUGGACGACGGCGCCUUCUACUCCCUCAUCUUCAUCUACAGCGCGAUGAUCGUGGUGGGCGCGGCGGGCAACAGCCUCGUGGUGUGCGCCGUGGUGAGGAAGCCGGCCAUGCGCACCGCGCGGAACAUGUUCAUCGUGAACCUGGCCGUGUCCGACCUGCUGCUCUGCCUCAUCACCAUGCCGCUCACCCUCAUGGAGAUUCUCACCAAGUACUGGCCGCUCGGCCGGCACUCCUUCACCUGCAAGAUGAUGGGCACCCUGCAGGCCACCAGCAUCUUCGUGUCCACCAUCUCCAUCACGGCCAUCGCGCUGGACCGCUACCAGGUGAUCGUGUACCCCACCAGGGAGAACCUGCAGAAGCUGGGCGCGGUGUUCAUCCUCACGUGCAUAUGGAUGACCUCCCUCGUGCUCGCCAGCCCCAUGUUCGUGUGGAAGACGCUCAAGUACCACGACAUCAACCUGCCCAGCUACGGCAUCGAGUACAUCGCCUACUGCCUGGAGGAGUGGCCCGUGGAGCACGGCCGCGCCUACUACUCCGUCUUCUCGCUCGUCGUGCAGUACGUGCUGCCCAUCAUCAUCGUGAGCGUGUCCUACUCGCGCAUCUGCCGCAAGCUCAGGUACCGCUACGUGAGCUCCUCGGCCGCGGGCUCGACGACCGCCGCCGCAGCGCAGAAGCGCAGGCCCAAGGACGACCGCCGCAUGAAGAAGACCAACUCGCUGCUGGUCUCCAUCGCGCUCAUCUUCUGCGUCAGCUGGAUGCCGCUCAACACGUUCAACCUGGUGGUGGACUUCUACAACCCGUUCGGCGAGGACCGCCGCUCCAUGAUGGUCUGCUACGCCGUGUGCCACAUGAUGGGCAUGUCGUCGGCCUGCUCCAACCCGCUGCUGUACGGCUGGCUCAACGACAACUUCCGCAAGGAGUUCAAGGAGAUCCUGGCGCGCGCGUGUCCGUGCGUGGACCUGGACGCGGUGCGGGAGCGCGUGGGGUCGCUCAGGUCGUCCGUGUCGAGGGGCCGCCGGAGACUGCGCCAGGACGGCACCCCGCUGAGGCCGCUGGCGGGGGCGGAGCCCGAGACCACGGCCUGCCCCGCCAGCUGUCGGCGCGGCACCAUCACCACCGACAACGGCCUCAACAGCGUCCAGGGCGACUCCGAGAUGUCGGUGCUCACCAAGAUGUAGCUACAGCCGCGGCGCCAGCGACCCUCCAGCCAGGCGGCCGCAAGGCGAACAGCGCGCGGGGCAGGCGCGGGCGCGACCGG